AUGGAGGAUCAAUACAUUCUUGGACUCUUGCAUAAUCUUGAAACGGCUACCUGGGCCGUUCUCGCUUUCACAACUUUCGUGUUGAUUUCUCAGGUUCACUACAGAACCAAAUUAGCCGAACUCCCUACCUUUGAGAUUGACGGAGGCAACGAGAAAUGGGGGAGGACUUACUUGGAAUCCGCACCCAAGCUCUAUGAAGAGGGAUAUAAAAAGACCAAGCCUGGGUCAUGCCAACUUCAGAUGGUACAAGGCCGCCUUGAUACACCUUACCAUGAUUUGAAUACUUACUAUGGUGCAUCUCAGGUACUGGAGGUUAAGUACACCAAAGCCCCUCCCGAUGAGCUACUCGCACCUUACUGCAUCAACACCGACUUGAAUCCUGCUUUAUCCCGGCUGAACCCCGUCAUCUAUCUGGAGGUUGAAAAUGCGCCGAAGGAAGAAAUUCCGCGAUGCGAAAAUUGGACACCGGUAAUCAUCUAUCAGAAACUCAUGAAUACUGUAGCGAAAGUGCCAGGGACUAAGGCUUGA
This is a messenger RNA of Aspergillus caelatus, 528 nucleotides long. RefSeq lists its product as uncharacterized. Bases 1 to 528 code for a protein of 175 amino acids. The record is from RefSeq and is a predicted model, not a curated record. The transcript is spliced from 4 exons. Lineage: Eukaryota; Fungi; Ascomycota; Eurotiomycetes; Eurotiales; Aspergillaceae.